AUGCCUUGGGGCGCAAGUUUGAAACCUACAAUUGCCUCUUCCAAGGCUAGUUGUUUGUGUUUUUUGUUCCGUGUGGAUCCUUUCUUGGGCGAUAAACCGACGACAGAAAAGGAAAAGGAAAACAGAAGAAGGGGAAAAAGGGUAUACGAUAUCUGGCGACUGGCGACGGGAAUUGCUGACGAUGAGCUGGACCCUACAUUGCCGGUCGCUCGAACCCAUCCUGCGUUUGGAGGCGCCAAGAAAAGGAGAAGCCAGCGUCUAGCCGGUCCUAGAAUUGCAUUGGACAAUGAAUUAUCGUUAUCGUGGCUUUGCCGUCAUGCGGAUAUGUAUCCCCUCCCGGCCCAGGACUGUGAUACCCGAUACCUAGCUGGUUUCAACGUAUCAUGA
Molecule: messenger RNA, 387 nt
Organism: Histoplasma capsulatum G186AR
Lineage: Eukaryota; Fungi; Ascomycota; Eurotiomycetes; Onygenales; Ajellomycetaceae
Exons: 2
Coding region: 1-387 (128 amino acids)
Source: RefSeq, a predicted model, not a curated record